AUGCCUUCCUACUCCAAUCCGGCCGCCGUCGUCGACAGCGGCAGCAUGUCGUCGGUGUUCACCGAGACGGAGUCCGGGUGGCAUGUUGUCAAGAUCGAGAGGUACUCCCAGACGAAGGGAGUGCUGGGCGUCGGCGCCUGCUUCAAGUCCACCGUGUUCAGCGCCGGCGGCCACCGCUGGCGCAUCGGGUACUACGCCGACGGCUACGCCGACGACACGGACGACUGCAUCGGCUUCGAGCUCUUCCUCGUCGACCACCCUGAUCACGACGACGCCGCCGACGACGACGUCAAGGCCAAGUUCGUCUUCACUUUGCUCGACCAGGCCGGGCAGCCGGUGGCCGCGUACACGGCCGCCUCCGAGGUCGGCACCUUCUCCAGCGCCGUGCCGUCGUGGGGAUUCGAGAGCUUCAUCGAGAGGACGGAGCUGGAGUCCAAGUACCUCCAUGACGACGACAGCUUCAGCGUCCGGUGUGAUGUCACUGUCUACAAGGACAGCCGCCGUGAGAAUCUCAUCACCGCCACGCCGCCGCCGCCGUCGCGUUCGUGUGCUCGCGUGGCUGUUAGAUUGAUCUUGUGGCUUAUUCUACUAGUUGCAUGUCGGGUCGUGUUCGGCUACAUCUGUUAG
This is a messenger RNA of Sorghum bicolor (sorghum), 627 nucleotides long. Its product is annotated as BTB/POZ and MATH domain-containing protein 1. Gene Ontology annotation, molecular function: protein binding. Bases 1 to 627 code for a protein of 208 amino acids. NCBI's taxonomy places the organism in Eukaryota, Viridiplantae, Streptophyta, Magnoliopsida, Poales, Poaceae. The record is from RefSeq and is a predicted model, not a curated record. The transcript has a single exon. Gene Ontology annotation, biological process: protein ubiquitination.